AUGCAUAACUACCAGAGGGUAAACCACGUACUGCUGGAGCAAGAUUUGACAGUUGAAGAGUAUUACUCUGACAAGUCUGGGUUACGAAUAAUCUUGAAUAAAAUUAAGAGCCCCAAAAUAUAUGGAUAUUUCACCCUACUGACAGAAGCAGAAAAUGACGAAGGGUUACCUCAUACAUUAGAACAUCUGAUAUUUUUAGGGAGCCAUAAAUAUCCACACAAAGGACUACUAGAUUCAUUAGCUUAUAAAUGUUUAUCUGAAGGAACUAAUGCAUGGACAUCUAUAGAUCAUACUUGUUAUACUAUAGAAACAUUUGGAAUUGAAGGAUUUAGUAAUAUUUUACCCAUCUAUUUGGAUUUCAUCUUGAAUCCAACAUUAGGUGAUGAUAUGUUUUUGUCAGAAGUUCAUCAUAUAUUUGAAAAUGGAGUUCAUAAUGGAGUGGUUUAUUCUGAGAUGAAAUCAAUAGAAAAUAAUUGCGAAAAUAUAAUUGAAAGAACUGUUAUUACUAAUUUGUAUCCAAAUGAAAAAAGUGGCUAUCGAUUCGAGACGGGUGGAACGUUGGAUGGGUUGAGAAAUACAAACAAUCAUCGAGUCAGGGAGUAUUUUAAAAAAUUUUACACCUUAGACAAUUUUGCCAUUAUCAUUUUUGGAAAUUUCAAGAACGACCAUAUAUUGGAUAUAAUUCACGAAUUUGAGAAGUAUCACUUGGGCUUGAACCCUUCCCAGGUAUUGAGGCCACCAGAGUGCAAGGGGGAGAAAGCGGAAGUCUCCACAGGAGGAGCAGAAGUGGCAAUCUCGACAAACGUGGAAGCGGAGGUGAAUGCAACUGGGCACACCUGCGAGGAACUGUUCAUACAACAAAUACAAAAUCCGAAGAGACCAUGGAACAAAGAAUGCAACGUGGAAAAAAGAACAGAUUCCAGAAUUGUAAAAAAAUAUUACCCAUGCAACAACCUGAACAAUGGGCAAGUAUGCAUCGCAUGGAGAGGAUGUGAAUGGUCAGACUUUCAAACCAAGUUGGCCAUAUCCAUAUUAGGGAACUACUUAACCGAUUUGACAACCUCCCCAGUAAGUAAGCGUCUCUUGGAAGAUAAAGAAAAUACGUAUUGUAGUAGCAUAGACUUUUCACUUGAGGACUUGAAGGAAAAUUACUUCACCAUCGACAUUUAUGACGUGACAUAUAAAUUUAGAGCUAGCAAUCGUGCAUCGAAACUGGGCGAGCAGCAAGGGGAGAAGCAAGUGGAGGAGCAGCAAGUGGAGCCUCAAGUGAAAGGGCCCGACCGAGUGUAUGACGUCAAAAUGAAUGAAGUGGGAGAUGUAACGAGAAAGUGCUUGAAGGAAGUUCUAGAUGAAGCACUAAAUAUGGAAAGGCUGAGGAACAUCAUUGUGCGAUCUUACCUACAACACUUGAGAGAUUUGGAGAUGACACCACAAUAUCUUCUAAACGAAUUUAUUAUUAAGUACUUUAUAUAUGGGAGAAGUAAAGAUGAUUUAAAUAAUUGUCUAAACUUGAAAAAGACAUAUAUGGAUUUGUUAAAAAAGGAUGAGGAAUACUGGAAGGAAGUUUUGAGAAAAUAUUUUGUCGAAAAUAAUUAUGUUGAAGUGCGAUGUUAUCCGAGUUAUAAAAAAGCAAAACAAAUUGAAAUCUUCGAAAGAAAUUUAAUUGAAAGUGAACAAAAGAAAUAUGGAAAAGAAAAAUUGAAAGAAAUGGUUAAACAUAUUAAGAAGAUUAAAGAAGGUUUUGAUAAGAAACCUCCCAAAAGUUCACUUAAUGUGGUAGAUUCCGCGAAGCCACAAAAUGUGUUUAUUGAAGGACUUACAGUUUUUCGCAAUUUUUCUCUCUUACAGCAUGUAGAUGAACACAAACCAAAUGAUGGAUCGAGGGAAGUACACAAAAUGAAGGAAGUAAGCGUGACAAAAUUGGAAAAGCGUGAUGAAACAUCUAGUCCUUUCGUUAAAGAGACAGAUAAUGAUGUGUCCGUUGAAAAUGCCCACCUCUUGAAGGUAUUAGAAAAAGACCUGAAAAGAAUAAUUUUUCCAAUUCAGCUAAGCAACAUUCCAUCUAAUUUUGUGUCGAUAAAUGUACUAAUCAACUCAAACAAAGUUGAUGAGGAGUUGAAAAAGUAUAUACCACUUCUAAGCUACAUGCUUUUCGAAACAGAUGUAGAAGUAAACAAAAGAAAUGUUAAAUGUGAAUUGUUUACUGAAGAAUUAAUUAGACAUACAAUUAACUACUGUUGUGAUUAUGGAUUAGGAGGAAAUGCAAAGAAUUUUAGAGCAGGAAGUUUAGGAAAUAUAUUAUGUAUACAAAUAGUUGGUCUAUAUGAACAUUAUGAAAAAUUAUUUGAUUUAUUAUUCUUAUCUAUAUUUAAAAUGAAUUUGACCAUAGAGAGAAUGGAAAUUAUUUUAAAGUCCGCUUACCAAAAUUUGUUACAAAAGAAAACAAAGCCAAAAACGUUAGUGGUCAAUUUAGAAUAUGCACUUCGAUAUCUCAAAGGUAGCAAUUCUGGAAUUGCUUCGAUUGGGCAACAAGAAAUGAUUCUUCAGCUUAUAGAAGAUAAAAAUAAUUUAACUCAACUUUACAACAAAUUGAAUACGCUAAAAAAUGAGCUCUUCCACUUGAAGAACUUUGUAAUUGUUAUUGAUGGAAAUUUUAGCAAAAUUGAGAACGUGUUCUCUUGGUAUGACCGUUGGUUCAGCACCUCCCACGUGGAAGGGGCCCUCGAUGCACACACAUCCAGCUACACAGUAAACGCACCACAUACGGAGUUUGUUUUCGACAAAAGUGAUUCUGCUCUGAGGGAGGGGCGGGACGAGGACAAGCAGGACAAGCAGGAGCAGAACCCAGGGCAGACGCAGAGUCCGGGACAGACGCCUGAACAGCAGAACCAGCGAGGUAGCCAUGAAAAAAGUAAAAGUGGCGCAUCUGCCUGCCCAUUUGAGGAGAGAAGAGAAAAAGUCACGGACAAGUACAUAUGUCUAGGACCCAAUGUUCACAAAAGCUUGAAGGAACACUUAGAUGCAGAAUUUGAAAAGGAAGAUAAGAAUUUCAAAUAUAAUUUAGUGAAAGAUAAAGCAUAUAAUGGUGUUCUUUGUGGUUUGAAAAGCACAGAUGUUUCUUAUUUAAAGAUGACUAUUAAAGUUCCAUCAGGUUAUGAAGACAAAGACUAUUGUGCUUUAUUGCUUAUACGUGAAUUUUUCUGUAUGACAGAAGGGCCACUAUAUAAUAGUAUACGUGGUGGAGGAUUUGCUUAUGAAUGUGCUUUAGAUUUGAAUGCCAUCCAUGGGGAACUAAGUUUACGUAUAUACAGAUCUAGUGAUAUAAUUAGCGCGUUAAAAGAAGCAUUAAAAAUAUUCGAUUAUUAUUGUAAAAAUGAAAUGAAACCAGAAGAACUUUCUAUUGCUAAAAGUAGUGCAUACUACACAAUAUUUAAUAAUCAAGAAACUGUCUCAGAUAGAGCUUCGCAGACGAUUUUUUUAAGUAUAAAAAAUUUAAAUUUAAAUUUUUAUAAUAAUUUAUUAACCCAAAUUGAAAAUAUGACAACAAGAGAUUUAAAAACCGUUUGUUACAAAUACCUUUCCAGAAUUGUAAAUUUCAAAAUUGAUAAAACUAAUACUCUUAUUGGUUCUACUUUGUGUAUUAUCUGCUGUUCAGAUAGAAUGGAAGAAAUUCUAACCAAUCUCAGAAGGGAUGUUAAAAUUGGUCCGAUUUGUCACUUAAGUGUUUCACAAUUAUUCUAUUUUUUGAAAACCUUUGAUAUUGCUGCUGCACUUGGUGAAGGCACUCCCGAAUUCGGUCUAGACCCGUGCGCACACGUCCCAUCUGUGAACUCUGCCCAGGUGGAUGAAGAAGAGGCUGAUGAAGAAGCUGAUGAAGAAAACGAGGAAGAAAACGAGGAAGACGAUUGCUCCGCCUCGUCCAGUAAUUCUGCAUGUUCUGUAUUUUCUGAUGACGACAGCUAUCCAGGUUACUCUGACAGUUAA
This is a messenger RNA of Plasmodium gonderi, 3984 nucleotides long. RefSeq lists its product as hypothetical. Bases 1 to 3984 code for a protein of 1327 amino acids. Gene Ontology annotation, molecular function: metal ion binding. NCBI's taxonomy places the organism in Eukaryota, Apicomplexa, Aconoidasida, Haemosporida, Plasmodiidae. The transcript has a single exon. The record is from RefSeq and is a predicted model, not a curated record.